Arachis stenosperma is the source of this 1605-nucleotide messenger RNA. Its product is annotated as uroporphyrinogen decarboxylase. The record is from RefSeq and is a predicted model, not a curated record. Gene Ontology annotation, biological process: porphyrin-containing compound biosynthetic process. The transcript has 6 exons. Bases 137 to 1336 code for a protein of 399 amino acids. NCBI's taxonomy places the organism in Eukaryota, Viridiplantae, Streptophyta, Magnoliopsida, Fabales, Fabaceae. Gene Ontology annotation, molecular function: uroporphyrinogen decarboxylase activity.
GAAAGUCAAUGUCUAGUGGAUUCUUGCAAGGAUCAGAUCAGGUUCUUGAUUGAUUUCCCCUUUUUGUUAUCUCUCUUUCCCUUUGGUUUUGGCCAACCAAAAGGGACACCCAACCCUUCAAUCUUCAGCUUCAGCCAUGUCCAGCAUCAACACCACUUUCACCUCCACCAUACUCACUCCCAAUAUUCCUUCCUCCACCCCCAGAAGAACUACUUCUUCAAGUUCCAAUUUUUCCUUCAAAUCUAGACACCCAAUUACUUGCUCCAUUGGAGGAGCAGUUGCUGAAGCGAAGGCCACAGCUGCUGCCGAACCACUUUUGCUUAAUGCAGUUCGUGGAGAAGAUGUUGAGAGGCCCCCGGUUUGGCUCAUGAGGCAAGCAGGGAGGUACAUGAAGAGUUACCAAAUCAUCUGUGAGAAAUAUCCCUCAUUUCGCGAAAGAUCUGAAAAUGUUGAUCUUGUAGUGGAAAUUUCAUUGCAACCAUGGAAUGUUUUCAAGCCUGAUGGGGUGAUUUUAUUCUCAGACAUUCUUACCCCACUUUCCGGAAUGAACAUACCCUUUGAUAUUGUGAAGGGUAAGGGUCCUAUCAUAUUUGAUCCGAUUCGCUCAGCCGCACAGGUGGAUCAAGUGAGAGAGUUUGUUCCUGAAGAUUCAGUUCCUUAUGUUGGUGAAGCACUUACAAUUUUGAGGAAAGAGGUGGAUAAUAAAGCAGCGGUUCUUGGUUUUGUUGGGGCUCCGUUCACCCUGGCAUCAUAUGUGGUUGAAGGAGGCUCAUCGAAGCACUUCUCAAAAAUAAAGAGAUUAGCUUUCUCCGAACCCAAGGUCCUCCAUUCAUUACUACAGAAAUUCACAUCAUCAAUGGCAAGAUAUGUACAAUACCAAGCUGACAACGGUGCUCAAGCGGUUCAAAUCUUUGACUCAUGGGCCACAGAAUUGAGUCCAGUCGAUUUCGAAGAAUUCAGCUUACCAUACUUAAAGCAGAUCGUAGACACUGUGAAGAAAACUCAUCCAGAACUACCUAUAAUCCUCUAUGCGAGCGGUUCAGGGGGUUUGCUUGAGAGGCUAGCAUUGACAGGUGUCGACGUAGUUAGUUUGGAUUGGACAGUGGACAUGGCCGAGGGACGAAAAAGGUUGGGUCCAAACAUGGCAGUGCAGGGGAAUGUGGAUCCUGGUGUUCUUUUUGGUUCAAAAGAGUUCAUCACUGAGAGAAUAAAUGAUACUGUGAGAAAAGCAGGUAGAGGGAAGCAUAUCUUGAAUCUUGGUCAUGGAAUUGUUGUAGGAACUCCUGAGGAGAAUGUAGCACAUUUUUUUGAGGUUGCCAAGGGAAUCAGAUACUAGGGAGCUAGUAGCUUUUGUAGAUUCAUUCUUCUCACUUAGUUUAUUUAUUUGAGUACUUAUUAGUAUUUGUGAGAAAUUUAUAUAUCAUGUAUUUAUAAGGUGCCAUGUCUCAUGGUUGAGCUUUAAAUCUCUGAAUCUCGGAAUGAAUUUAGAAAAUGUGAUACUUCAAGUGAGCAAAGGGAAGUAGAAUCAAACUAGAAUGUACCUAAACUUGUAACUUAUGUUAUUCUACUAGUUAUUCACACUGAUCUGCUAUGAUCAAUUAAUCA